Benincasa hispida (wax gourd) is the source of this 803-nucleotide messenger RNA. Its product is annotated as cucumber peeling cupredoxin-like. Gene Ontology annotation, molecular function: electron transfer activity. NCBI's taxonomy places the organism in Eukaryota, Viridiplantae, Streptophyta, Magnoliopsida, Cucurbitales, Cucurbitaceae. Gene Ontology annotation, cellular component: plasma membrane. The record is from RefSeq and is a predicted model, not a curated record.
ACACAAACUUCCCUCAACUUAUUUAUUAAAUUCUCACUUUCCCCUACCUUCCGUUAAUAAUUAUUUUGAAAUAUAUAGAUGGCCGCUGGAGUUGGGUUUGUUCUGGGUUUAGUUGCGCUGGUUUUUCUUCACCAUGCCACCGCUCAGACGGUUCAUGAUGUCGGUGGCACCACCGGUUGGACGGUUCCUCCGAGCGGCGGCCCCGCUUUCUAUUCCGACUGGGCUGCUAAUAAGAUCUUCCGCGUUGGCGAUUCCCUCAGAUUUAACUUCCAAACCAACAACCACGAUGUAUUUGAAGUCUCAAAAGAAUCGUUCGACAGUUGUACUUUCAACCCUACCGAUGACGAUAUCAUAAGGGCAGGUCCGGCGACGGUGACACUCAACGACACAGAAAUGCAUUACUUUGUUUGUACCGUCGGCCCACAUUGUUCGUUAGGCCAAAAGUUAUCCAUCAAUGUCGUCUCCGCCGCUGCCGGUGGUCCGAUAUCGCCAUCUUCGCCGGCACCACCUUCCACAGUCCUGCCACCGCCGUCUCCUUCCUCCUCCAAUUCACUUUCGGCAACCCUUUAUCUCAGUUUCUCUGCCAUUCUUAUGACCUUCUUUUAGACAUAUAUUAUGUUGUGUGUCUUGAUUUUUCAUAAUUACAUGUGAGGUUUAAUUUUGUUGAGAGUUGAGAGAUAUAGUAUUUAGUGAUUGGAUUUCAUUUGUGUCUUCCUAUAUUUUUGUUUCAUAGUUUUUGUCUCCAAUAAACUUUUAUAUUUACUUUUUUUAACGUUGAAUUAUAGGUUUAUUACAUUUCCCAA